GUUUUGUGCUGCCCUCAACGUGCCUGCAUGGUCAAAGAAGGCACAAAGCUUUGAAUUCAUUGGCCAGAACAGUGGUGCUAGUGCCUAGGGUCCAGUUUGGUUUUCAGAAUGAUGGAUUUAAAGGUGGAUGAUUUAGAAACCACCUUUUUGUUUUCAGCCUUUCUGCACUGAGCCUCCCUGCCUCUCCUCGUUUGCAGCUCGAUAAAGGCAGCCAGGUGCCUGCAGCUCACACCUGCCAGCUGAGCAGCAACUCCCCUCUGCGUGGAAUAUUUUGUAUUUUACCCUGGGAUCAUUACCACGAGUCUGAAAGUGUCUUUGAUACAGGAGACUCACGCAGGGACAAAAACCAUGUGUGUGCUGACUGGGAAAUGGAUCAACGACCUGGGCUCCACCAUGGUCAUUGAUGCUGUGGACAACGCUGGCAACUUCAAUGGUGUCUACCACACAGCUGUGACAGCCACCUCGAACAAGAUCCUGAAAUCACCGCUGAAGGGCUCCCAGCACCUCACAAACACAAAGAGCGAACCCACCUUUGGCUUCACUGUCAACUGGACCUUUUCAGACUCUGUCACUGUCUUCACCGGACAAUGCUUUGUGGAUAAGAAUGGAAAGGAGGUUUUGAAGACCAUGUGGUUGCUGAGGUCACAUGUGGACACCAUCGGUGACGACUGGAAAGCCACUAGGGUUGGCAUCAAUGUCUUCAGGAGAAUGCAACAUCAGAAGGAGUGAGAGUGAGAGUGGCUGUGCUGAGGUUCCUGGGCUGCAAUAGAAGCAAGGAUUCUGCCCCCACCUCCUGCCCCACUACCUGCUUCUGCCAAUAAAGCUUUUGUGACACA
Molecule: messenger RNA, 836 nt
Organism: Pogoniulus pusillus (Red-fronted tinkerbird)
Lineage: Eukaryota; Metazoa; Chordata; Aves; Piciformes; Lybiidae
Product: avidin-like
Exons: 4
Coding region: 349-729 (126 amino acids)
Molecular function (GO): biotin binding
Source: RefSeq, a predicted model, not a curated record